Molecule: messenger RNA, 1601 nt
Organism: Physeter macrocephalus (sperm whale)
Lineage: Eukaryota; Metazoa; Chordata; Mammalia; Artiodactyla; Physeteridae
Gene: CNOT11
Product: CCR4-NOT transcription complex subunit 11
Exons: 7
Coding region: 58-1596 (512 amino acids)
Cellular component (GO): CCR4-NOT complex
Source: RefSeq, a predicted model, not a curated record
GAGCGAGCCGGUGCCAGGGCCCCUCCGGCCCGGAAACAGGACAGGCGGGCGAGGUUGAUGCCCGGCGGCGGGGCGAGCGCGGCGUGUGGCCGUCUUCUUACUGCCGCGGAGCAAAGGGGGGCCCGGGAAGCGGCGGGGUCGGUGUCUAGGGGCGGGCCAGGAGGCUCCGGCUCCGGCGGCGGCAGAGGCGGAGCGGGUGGCCCCGGGCCGGGUUUUGGAGGCCCGGGGGGCCCCGCGUGCAGGAUGAGCCUGACCCCGAAGGAGCUCUCGAGCCUGCUGAGCAUCAUCUCGGAGGAGGCGGGCGGCGGCAGCACCUUCGAGGGCCUGUCCACCGCCUUCCACCACUACUUCAGCAAGGCCGACCACUUCCGCCUGGGCUCGGUGCUCGUCAUGCUGCUGCAGCAGCCGGACCUGCUGCCCAGCGCGGCGCAGCGACUCACGGCGCUCUACCUGCUCUGGGAGAUGUACCGCACCGAGCCGCUCGCCGCCAACCCCUUCGCCGCCAGCUUCGCGCACCUGCUCAACCCCGCGCCGCCCGCCCGCGGCGGCCAGGAGCCCGACCGGCCGCCGCUCUCAGGAUUUUUACCUCCUAUAACUCCACCGGAAAAGUUUUUUCUUUCCCAGCUGAUGCUGGCACCUCCACGGGAACUCUUCAAAAAGACACCGCGGCAGAUUGCCUUGAUGGACGUCGGAAGCAUGGGCCAGUCUGUGGACAUCAGCGGGCUUCAGCUAGCCCUGGCUGAACGCCAGUCUGAAUUGCCAACUCAAAGUAAGGCCAGCUUCCCUAGCAUUCUCAGUGACCCAGACCCGGAUUCUUCUAAUUCUGGAUUUGACAGCUCCGUUGCCUCUCAGAUCACGGAAGCUUUAGUCAGUGGACCAAAGCCACCUAUUGAAAGCCAUUUUCGGCCGGAGCUCAUCCGCCCGCCACCCCCGCUGCACGUGUGUGAGGACGAGCUGGCUUGGCUCAACCCAGCCGAGCCCGACCACGCCAUCCAGUGGGACAAGUCGAUGUGCGUGAAGAACAGCACUGGCGUCGAGAUCAAGCGCACCAUGGCCAAAGCCUUCAGAAGCCCCUUGUCUUCUCCUCAGCAGACACAGCUCCUUGGAGAGUUGGAAAAGGACCCCAAACUUGUUUAUCAUAUUGGCCUCAGUCCAGCCAAGCUUCCUGACCUAGUGGAAAACAACCCUCUAGUCGCUAUAGAAAUGUUGCUGAAGUUAAUGCAGUCAAGCCAGAUCACUGAGUAUUUUUCGGUUCUGGUCAAUAUGGACAUGUCCUUACAUUCAAUGGAAGUUGUAAACCGACUAACUACAGCCGUUGAUCUACCUCCUGAAUUUAUUCACCUUUAUAUAUCGAAUUGCAUUUCUACCUGUGAACAAAUUAAGGAUAAAUAUAUGCAGAAUCGCCUGGUGCGUCUCGUGUGUGUCUUUCUCCAGUCCUUGAUCCGUAACAAAAUCAUCAACGUGCAGGACUUGUUUAUAGAGGUGCAGGCCUUCUGCAUUGAGUUCAGCAGGAUACGAGAAGCUGCAGGCCUCUUCCGGUUGCUGAAGACCUUGGACACUGGGGAGACACCUUCUGAGACCAAGAUGUCCAAGUGAUACCU